UCACACUGGGUGCCUGUCGCCAAGUUGGAAAAAGUUGUUUUGUAUUAAAGACAUCAGAAGGAUUAGUUAUGUUAGAUUGUGGUCUACAUCCUUCGUAUCAGGAUGAUAGAAGAUACCCUAACUUUGGUUUAGCUUUUUCUUAUGGUCCUUUAAAAGCUGUCUUUAUCACACACUGCCAUGCCGAUCAUGUCGGAGCUCUACCUAUAUUAACCGAGAGAUGGGGUUACGAUGGCCCUAUUUAUAUGUCUGAGCCUACAAGAAAACUUUCAUACUACAUAUUGGAAGAGUGUGUAGGUAGUUGGGGUGGCGACGAUGAAUGGACGGAUUCCAGUCGCUCCGAGUGGUCGUAUACACAACGAGAAGUAGAAAGUUGCUUAACAAAGGUAACGAUUAUGGAACCUGGACAAUCUAUUUCGGUCGGUGAAAAUGUUCAAGUGCAUAGUUGGAUGGCUGGACAUGUGCUGGGUGCUUACAUGUUUAGCAUCGUCGUAGACAACCAUCGAAUAUUGUAUACAGGUGACUUUACCAGUUGUCCUACUUUUCAUUUACCUCCAGCACGGGUUGAUGAUAUUCCCUACCCACCCGACGUUAUCUUAAGCGAAGCAACCUACGCCACCAGUUUCAAGGAUGGAAGAUUGAACAAUCAAGUAGAGUUCAUUCAGAAUGUGUUGGAUUGUCUGUUGGAUGGUGGCAAAGUGCUUGUACCGGUAUUUGCUAUUGGUAGGGCGCAAGAGUUGUUGUUAUUAUUGGAAAUGUAUUGGCAACGGUUUCAUUUAUCCUUUCCUAUUCUCUUUUCCACCAAAAAUGCUCAUCAAGUGUUGCAAAUAUAUACUGAGUUUGCUCAUUGGACUCGUACGCCAUCGACCAGGGAUGAACAGAUGAUGAGUUAUCAGACGUGGUGGAGUCGAGUCCAAGUUGUCGAUCCAGAACAGUUGCUGGAUGCUGUUGAAGAGUGGGAUAGACCAUUGGUGGCGUUAACUACACCGGGAACAUUGGCAAGAGGUUUAUCGUUGCAAGUUUUUCGAAGGAUUGCACCGGAUGAAAAGAAUCUGUUGAUCAUUCCUCAUUUUUGUAUAUCGGGAACGAUAGAGAAACGACUGUUGGAGGAAGGAUGUUGUGAUGAGAACAAGAUAACAAAUGAAAAUGAAUCUAUUCGUAUUCGUUGCAAGGUGAGUUAUUGAGAGAAUAUUUGUUGUGUUUUUGAUAUGUUUUUGUGGAGCAGACGAUGAAUUUACACUUUGGUUUUCAUGCAGAUACGAGAGACUUGUUGUUGU
Messenger RNA from Galdieria sulphuraria, 1274 nucleotides. Its product is annotated as RNA-metabolising metallo-beta-lactamase family protein. The transcript has 2 exons. Gene Ontology annotation, biological process: snRNA processing. The coding region runs from base 69 to 1181 and encodes 370 amino acids. Lineage: Eukaryota; Rhodophyta; Bangiophyceae; Galdieriales; Galdieriaceae. Gene Ontology annotation, cellular component: nucleus. The record is from RefSeq and is a predicted model, not a curated record.